Molecule: messenger RNA, 1482 nt
Organism: Dalotia coriaria
Lineage: Eukaryota; Metazoa; Arthropoda; Insecta; Coleoptera; Staphylinidae
Gene: Ppt2
Product: palmitoyl-protein thioesterase 2
Exons: 5
Coding region: 430-1299 (289 amino acids)
Cellular component (GO): lysosome
Molecular function (GO): thiolester hydrolase activity
Source: RefSeq, a predicted model, not a curated record
GGAGUUAUUAGGUAUUUGUCCGUACUUACUUGGGCUUCUGUUCGCGUCGAAAUGUCUCGCGGCGAACUGGCCGCGGCGAAAUGUCGUGCACCCUAGUGUGAGACCCAUGCAGAGCGAUGUGCAGCGAAUGCAUCGGGCAUGGACAUCAUUGUAUUUUGAAACUGCAUUGGCGAACCGCCCACUGUAGCGCUGCUCUGAGAAUUUGCAUCAUGGAUUGGGAACAAUAAAACGCUCGAGGUUGUUUCAAAAUAUCAAUAAACAGUUGAUUCCGAUAUCAGUUCAACUUGUGACCUCUUACUUUAACACAGUGCUUUCAGCAAAUGAAUACUAGUCUCGAGUGAAAACGAAUUAAUGUAAAUUCUUUUUUUAACCCCAAAUACAGCCAAAGUACAAAAGACUUUCAGUUAGUUGAAUAUACCAAAGAACAAAAUGCUACUAAAUAAAUACUCGUUAUUGCCAUUACUUUUUCUAAUACUCAUAAAUGAAAGCACCAAUGGAUACAAACCAGUUUUCUUACUGCAUGGUAUUAUGACUGGUGAUGAGAGUAUGGAACUUAUUAAAAAUACCAUUGCUGAGAAACAUCCUGGAACAAUUCUGUACAACUGUGGCCGUUUCGGAGGAUGGUCAAGUCUGGAUAAUAUGUGGUAUCAAGUGCAACAAAUAGGAGCAGAUCUAAUGAAUAUCUCAUCAUUACAUCCAGAAGGUAUCAAUUUGUUGGGUUAUUCUCAGGGCGCAUUGCUAGCGCGAGCCGUACUGCAAGCGUUUCCAGAGCAUGGUGUGCAUAAUUUUAUUUCACUUAGUGGUCCACAAGCUGGACAAUAUGGAACAAAUUUUCUGCACAUUAUCUUUCCUGGAUACGCAUUGGAAACGGCCUACGAAUUAUUCUACUCUCGAAUAGGCCAACAUACAUCAGUUGGUAAUUAUUGGAACGAUCCAUACCAUCAAGAGUUGUACUAUUCUUACUCACAAUUUUUACCAUUUGUAAACAAUGAAAUAUUGACAAACCGGAGCAGUCAGUUCAAAGAAGGACUCGUGAAGUUGAAACAACUGGUGCUGAUUGGUGGACCCGACGAUAACGUCAUCACACCAUGGCAAUCAAGUCAAUUUGGUUAUUACGAUGACAAUAUGACCGUAAUAAAUCUCACGGAGCGUGAUAUAUACACCAAUGAUACAAUAGGUUUGAAAACAUUGAAGAAACAAGGCAAAUUGAAGAUCAUCACUGUGCCUGGUGUAAAUCACUUCAUGUGGCAUCUGAAUGAAAGCCUAGUGGAGAAUUAUAUGCUGCCAUAUUUGGAUUAACAUUGUUACAAUCCACUAGUCUUGAAUUCCAAAAUUGGGGCCAAAGCUUAACUUACGUUUAAAAGGGAUGGCCGUCAUCUAAUAGUUAUUUUUAGUUGUGACUUGCUUGCUCUCUAUUGUUUGUAAUCUUGUGUGAGUUUCUAAGGGCAACAAAGAGAUUAAUAAAUAAAUUAAGCACCAAAA